Messenger RNA from Sinocyclocheilus grahami, 5001 nucleotides. RefSeq names its product bromo adjacent homology domain-containing 1 protein-like. The coding region runs from base 126 to 2573 and encodes 815 amino acids. Gene Ontology annotation, biological process: heterochromatin formation; negative regulation of DNA-templated transcription. The transcript is spliced from 8 exons. The record is from RefSeq and is a predicted model, not a curated record. NCBI's taxonomy places the organism in Eukaryota, Metazoa, Chordata, Actinopteri, Cypriniformes, Cyprinidae. Gene Ontology annotation, cellular component: chromatin silencing complex. Gene Ontology annotation, molecular function: chromatin binding; transcription cis-regulatory region binding.
CAGCAUGUGUGUGUGUUAUUGGUUCGCAUGAAGCAGGAAGAGAAGCAGCAGCAGCAGACGAGCAGCUCUGGACGAACACCCCGCGGGACCUCCGUGCGUUUACUGCUCUUCUCAGGAAGCAUGUCAUGACCCAUGCUCGGAAAAACGCUUCCAUUGGCCAGUAUCGUGUCGAGGGGCGGGGCCACGUAGAGCGCUGGUCACAUGGUGAAACUGUGGGCGGAGCCUGGCCUGUGCAUUCAUUGCGAGAAGGCAAGGCCAAGAAAGACAUGGCGAAGAAAGUCAAGACCAACGGUCGGGAGAGUCAGUGUUUGGCAAAACAUUCAAUGAAAAUGAAUGAAACUAAGACCAAGAAAGGAAAGUGCAAUACUACAAGUGAGCGCCAUCGGAAGCUCUACCCGUUACGAGGAAGAAGCGAGGCCAAGAGUUGCCACGUUCUGCUCACUCGCCUUGAUGAUGAGACCAAGGUGUGCGAGGUGGAUCCCGAUAGAGUUUCAGGGCACAAAAAGAAACCAAAACCCUACAAGAAAGCAGAAAACAGCAGGGAGUCCUUGCAGGAGCGUCUCAAAACCAAACCGGAGGCCACCAUUGAUAAACCUUCAGCUCAGGAGCCACGGAAACGUAGACUAGCCUCGCUCAACGCCGAGGCGCUCAACAGUCUUCUGCUCGAGAAAACCGACGGGCCGCCAGGUGCAAAACUCGCUAGGAAACAAGGCGGUGGUUCGUCCACUACAGAGCAAACAAAGACCGGCUCGAAAAGAGCCGUAAAGACGUGCCAAAAGCCCAAGCGGAUGAAAAAGGCCUUGACCGAUAAGACGCCUGACGCUUUGAGUUUGUACGCUCCCACUCCCAGACGCUUGGCUGGACUCAACGCCGCUGCGCUGCUGAAGCUCACCAGCUCAACCGCCGCAAACAAGCACAGGAUCAAAACGGACCGCAAGACCGUCUGCAAACCCCAAGCGCAGAAGUCCGGGAAACACAGCUGGACGCAGCCUGAACUGGAAGGAGCCUGCGAAGUGUGCAAAAGCAGGAGCUUCGAGUCAAAGCCAACUCCGGAAAGCCACCGCUUGGCUGAAGCAGGAUACCAGAGCAUGCUGGGAUAUCGUCCCGUGAAGCUAGUAAAGGAGGAGCCGGUGGAAGCAGAGCUGAGUCCGUACUUCUGUUGUCCGCCGGAAGGUUCGGUGGGGUAUUGCCACCGGCUGGCGCUCUUCCUCGGGCGGCAGGCGUACGGCGAGGGCGAGGAGCAGCCGGUGGUCAAGCACGAGUGCCUGGUUCCGGCGCAUCCGGCCCUGACGCUCAGCGCCCAUCCCUGCCUGUGUGUGGAUCCCUGCUGCUCCAGCUACUACGUCCACAUCGCUCAUCCGGGGACGGCGAGUCUGAGCGCUCGGAUGCUGCCCUGCACGCACUCCGGGUCCCAGCUGCUGGCCUCCUCGGGUGUCCCACACCCUGCCUUCUGCGGUUCAGUCGGGUCGCCCUGCUGCGCCAAGGCCUGUCGGGUCAGCGGAUACGCCUUCAGUGCCGUGCAGAGCAGGACCUGCUCGUUUUCCACCAACUGCUCCAGCUGCAGCCAUCCAAUCAAAACAGAAGAGGAGCACAGUCGCACGCUCCUCGUUCCCCCGGACCUGCCGCGCUCCGGAUGUCCCGGCAUGCCCCGAGUGACCCCGCGCCUUCUGUCCACGACGUCCGAGGCAGAGGUCAGGCUUAAGGUGGGCAAAGAAUGCCCUCAGAACACCAAGCCAUCCAACGGCUCGCUCACUAUGGGCCACAGCAGAUCAUCCCUGAAACACCCCACAGCAAGUGCCAAGCAUCAGAAGAAGGCGAGCCACCGACAAGCCACGAACGGUUGGCGUCCGGUCGGAGUCCCCACGGAGAAGGAGGUGUUUAUUGCGGGCGAUGACGAGACGGUUCUCCGUCAGAGUUAUGAAGGAGUGGAGCGCGACGGAGAGGUGAUCAGGGUACGAGACACUGUGCUCGUACGAUCCGGACCCCGCAAGAAAUCCCUGCCAUACGUGGCCAAGAUCUCAGCUCUGUGGGAAGACCCCAGAACAGGAGAGCUGAUGAUGAGUCUGUUUUGGUACUAUCGGCCUGAGCACACGCAGGGCGGCAGAGAUCCCAGCAUGCACUGCGAGAACGAGAUCUUCGCCUCCCGUCAUCAGGAUGAGAACAGCGUGGCCUGCAUCGAGGAGCGAUGCUACGUUCUGCCGCUAGCACAGUACUGUAGAUUUUGUGCCUUGGUGAAGCGCCGCUCGGAGGGCAUGUCCGACCAUGCCCCGCUGGUGCCACGCCCCUCCGACAGCACUGGCCCCGCCCCCCACCCGGUGCCCCGCUCCUCCGACAGCACUGGCCCUGCCUACCGCCUGGUGCCCCGCCCCUCCGACAGCACUGGCCCUGCCCCCCGCAUGGUGCCCCGCCCCUCCGACAGCACUGGCCCCGCCCACCGCCCGGUGCCCCACCUCUCCGACGGCACUGGCCCCGCCCACCGCCCGGUGCCCGACGGCAUCGACCCGCAGCUGGUGUACCUGUGCCGACACGUCUACGACUUCCGCUACGGCCGCAUCCUCAAGAACCUGCAGUGAAACUGUGAUCUGUGUGGUCCAGUGGAAGCGGAGCGGUUCUGGUCAGCAUUCAGGGCCGUUAGAUAAUGAUGAUGGAAGGACACGACCAGACCGAGUCUCCGGUCUUAAUCCACGAUUAAUCUGCCUUCUUCAUUUCUCCUUCAGAGACUCAUUCCAGCCUCACUCUGUUCAUCUGCUCGCUGAAGGUUCGGUGGUUCUGUUCAACUCCUUGUCAAGUACACUGGACUGUCACACUGCUGAGGGAUGAUGGGAGAAUCUCUGAAGGAUCCACAACACGGAUGCUUUCAUAAAACAUCUCCAUUAGUCGAGACCAAGACUAGAUCCAGACCCAGACUAAAGGUCUGUUCACGCCAAUAAUGAAAUAACGAUAACUAUAAUCACUUUUAAUUUCAUGAGAAUAACGAGUUCCACAACAACUAUAACGACACGGAUGAAGGAUAUUGUCAAAAUGAUAAAGAAUAAAAACAUUCAGAUAGCUCAAGCAUUUAAAGCGACGGACCACAAAACUUCUAAAGUUAUUCUAAGAGAAAAUACAGUUUCAGCCUUUCUACUUCAAAACGUCACAUUUACUUCAAUGCGUUACUUGCCUCUUUUCAUAAUUAUUUGUGAAAUUUACUAGCCGUUUCUGAGUGAAAAUGGUUUCAAAGUAAAUCCCACACCAUUGUUUUAGACUGUAGUUAUAAUUAGUUAUAUAGUUAUCGUUACGGUUUUUGGUGUGAAUCGGCCUUAAAGGGACAGUUCACCCAAAAAAGAUAAUUCUAUCAUCCUCAUGUCGUUCCAAACCUGCAUGAGUUUCUUUCCUCUGUUAAGCACAAAAGAAGAUAUACCGAACACUUAUUCUACAGUAUUGUUUCUAUCCUAUCGUUUGAUUUUAGGGUGAACUGUCCCUUUAAGGGCUGGAGAAGAUGCUUAUCUGAUCGAAGUUCAGCUUUUGUAGACCAUUCAUUUUUCCUCUUUCUUUAACAUCCGACGACUCAAUGAACCAAAGGACGGUGAGAAUCACAAAACCUGCAGGGUUAAACACGGCCAACUAAUCAGCGAAUCGGAGCAGCCGAAGUGUUUGGCCUGAUUUGUACGGAGAUCUGUGUUUUAUAUGAAUGAUAUUGAGCUUUUAGAUUCAGAUCCUGUAGAAUGCACAAAUGUAUUUUUAAUAUUUAUUUGAUGACGCUUCUAGUCUCCCCCUAGAGAAAUUGCACUAUUACAUCCCCCGUCAUGUUUGUCUUGUUCUUUGGCUUGAUUUUUUAGAUGCAGAGCUUUAAUUGGAUGGAAAUCUACUAAACGCGUGCUUCGAGUUAAUCACUCUUCGUUUUGUUCAUCUCGACACCAUUAUGUGUCUAGUUGCAUUUUAUUAUUUGUGUUUAAUACAGUUUUUCACCUGCUGUUGAUGAGAGACGGACACAGCUGUUUAGUAGCACCUUAAUAUAAAUGUGUGGCAAAUAUUAGAUGCAAAAUAUAUGAUUAGAAAUUUAUUAUUUUUAUUGAACAUGCAGAGUUAUUUGUCCAUGCUUCACAAGAUACUAGUUACGAUGAAUCUAGUUCAGCUGGUGAGCGCUUCUUUCCAGUGAUUACUGAAGAAACGUCUCUGAAAAUAAUUGAAAUGACGGCGUUUGGGAACAGCAUCGUCUUUCUGCUUUCAACUUCUUCUGAACAAAAAGGAGAUAUUUUAUUAAGUCUGUUUCUAAAGCUGGAACAUGCAAUAUAUUUUCAGGACUAUUUUUGAGAAAACAAAUCUAUUUAAAUGCCUGUCCUCUUCUCUGAGUUCUCUAAAUCAUACUUUUGAGAAAUAAUUUAAAAUGAAGUAUACACAUAUAUCUAUAUUUCAAGUCCUCUUGGUUUAACAAUGUUUUGAAGUGCUGUUGCAGUCUUGUGCUCAGUAAGUGCAGUGGAUUUAUUAUUAUUUAUGAUUAUCGUCAGUCUUAAUGAGCUCUUCAGUAAUAUCAGACGAGUUCAAUCGAGAGGUUCGGACCGAAGCACGUCUUCAGACUGCUGUGAGUAAAUACUCUACAGAUAUGGUGUAAAAACACGGUAAAUGCAGCGUUACACUGGAUGGACGUGACUCGCUGAGCCUGAUUUCACUCUAGUUUUUAUCUGCAGCUCGUUUUAAUCUCUAUUUAGUUUGUUUCUCUGAAGUUCGUGAGUUUUUGUUUUGUGAUUUAUGUUAUUGGCUGAUUGUUUAAUUGUCACUCAUCUGUGGUGUUGAUGACUAUUACAGACAGACUGAUUUUAUAUGGAGGAUUUUAAACCUUUCAGACCACUGGGAAAUAUUCCAGAUCAUUCCAGAGAAAGUAUAUAUAUAUAUAAACUAUAUAUGCACUGUAUAUAUAUAUAGUUUCCUGAUCGACCAUUAGUUAAUACUGACCAAUCACAGACACCGUUGCCCGUUCCAAAAUCUGCUUUUGUUUUGUAUCUUAUUUGUUUUUUGUGUUUU